Molecule: messenger RNA, 729 nt
Organism: Notodromas monacha
Lineage: Eukaryota; Metazoa; Arthropoda; Ostracoda; Podocopida; Cyprididae
Source: the annotation of a GenBank genome assembly
AUGUACACGGGUCAUCAUCACGCCGAGUUGGCACAAACUUGCUACGACUUGGACACCAUCAACCGACAGUUCGUGGAGUACCAUGCCAUGGACUACAUUGACCCGCAGUGUUACUACAGUCCAGUGAUGCCAGCAGCGGCACCACAAACGUACACGUCGUUGUCGGCGCCACUCGGGCCGCCGCCGCAGACACAGACGACGACGAUGCAGCAAAUGACGAUACUCGGCAAUAAACCCUUGGUUAAUGGGCAAACCCAGCUGACGAAUUUACCGAUAAUGACCCGGAAACGGAAGAAGAAGCGGUUCGCCCAGCAAGCUGUUCACCAGCGGCAGGCGGCCAACAUCCGGGAGCGGAAGCGGAUGCUCAGCAUCAACGACGCAUUUAAAGGGCUGAAAGACCACAUUCCUACAUUGCCGUACGAGAAACGCCUGAGCAAAGUGGACACGCUCAAACUCGCCAUUGGCUACAUCAACUUUUUAGCGGAACUGGUGGAGAAUGACAGGUAUCCGCCCGAAGCCAAUCCGACCCACCAAGAACCGGUCAAGAAGGUCAUCAUCCAGUGCCACCGAGGUGCUGCCCAACGCGUCAGGUCAACGACGAUGAUGAGCCACGCGUCAGUGUCAAAGCGACAGCGUCGAGUCCUCGUGCCGCCGUUUAUUGCAGGCGCCUCUUCCGCCGUUUUAUAUCCUCCGCGUCGUAACUGCUUCCGCGAUGAACAGUAUAUAUAA